Molecule: messenger RNA, 426 nt
Organism: Penicillium brevicompactum
Lineage: Eukaryota; Fungi; Ascomycota; Eurotiomycetes; Eurotiales; Aspergillaceae
Exons: 3
Coding region: 1-426 (141 amino acids)
Cellular component (GO): fungal-type cell wall
Molecular function (GO): structural constituent of cell wall
Source: RefSeq, a predicted model, not a curated record
AUGAAGUUCUUCGCCACUGCCCUUCUCUUCGCCGCUACUGCCAUGGCAUUGCCCGGCCACGGUGGCUCCAACACUGAAGUCAGCCCAUCCUCCGACAACAAGGUCAAGAACGCUGUCAACCAGUGUGCCAACACCGGUGACUUGAAGUGUUGCAACAAGGUCAACCAGAACAAGGGUGUUACCCAGAACAACGUCGGUCUUCUGUCCAACGUCCUCGGCGCCGUCGGCAACGAGGGCCUUGGUCUCGGCGAGAACUGUCAAUCCCUGAACAUUCCCGUCAAUGUCAUUGGCGCCGCCGGUCUGACCGACUUCUUGAAGAAGAACUGCCAGCAGCAAGUUGCCUGCUGCCAGAACAGCAACUCACAGGCCAACAACAACCUCGUCGGUGUGGCUCUUCCCUGUGUCAGCUUCGGCAGCCUUCUCUAG